AUGAUAGAGAAGUUCGGCUUGGCGUUGCUUAUGGCCAGCAGGAAGCUGAGACCUUAUUUCCUUGCUCAUAGUAUUCUAGUCUAUACUGAUCAACCGUUGAAGCAAGUGUCGCAAAAGAUGGAUGCAUCUAGACGAAUGCUAAAGUGGGCCGUGGAGCUCAAUAUGUUUGAUUUAUCAUUCGAGACCAGAAAAGCAAUUAAGGGGCAAGCAUUAGCAUACUUCAUUGUAGAGAUCACUUGGCCUAUAAUAGAAUCCGUCAAAGAGCCCGCAGAAGGGAAGCGGCAUUGGAUCCUGAUAGCGGGUGGAUCGUCAACGGCCAAUGGUUGUGGAGCUGGUAUCAUCUUACAGUCACCAGAAGGGGACAAGUUUGAGUAUGCUAUGAAAUUUCAGUUCCAGGCUUCGAACAAUGAAGCAGAGUAUGAAGCUCUCUUAGCCGGCAUCAGAAUGUGCAAAGCAGCCGGAGCCCUGGAAAUUGAGGCAAAGACAGACUCCCUGCUGGUGGUCAGUCAAGUCAAUGGGGAGUUUGAAUGCAAAGAAGCAUCUAUUAGUAAGUACAUGAAUUUGAUCAAAGAAGAAAUAAAGUCAUUAAAGCGGUUUGUGCUUGACCAAGUACCCAGGUCGGAAAAUCAUCAAGCAGAUGCCCUUUCCAAGCUAGCCAGUUUGGCUGAAGGAGAUAUGCCAAGAACUGUGUUAUGGGAGGUCAAGUCGACCAAGAGCAUUGAUUCCAAGGAGGUCCUGUUUCUCAGCCGGGAAAACGAAUGGAUGAGCCCCAUCAUUGACUAUAAGAAAACAUGUCGGCUGCCUCUUGAUCCCUUAGAGGCUAAGUAUGUAAAGGCUAGGGACAAGUGGUUUGAGUUGUGGAAUGAAACUCUGUACAAGAAAUCCUUCAACCGGCCUCUUCUCAAAUGUAUCACUAGAAAAGACGGGAUGGAAGUCCUGAAAGAGCUCCAUGAGGGAGCUUGUGCCUCCCACAUUGGGGGAAGGGCAUUAGGAGAAAAUGCUUUAAGGACCGGCUACUUUUGGCCGACUCUGAAGGAGGACGCUUUGCUUUAUGCAAAGAAAUGUGAUAGUUGUCAAAGGCAUGGCAACAUCUAUCAGAAGUCGUCCAACUACUUAACUCCAGUGCUUUUUCCUCUUCCCUUUGCCAAAUGGGGAAUGGAUAUUCUUGGCCCUUUUCCUAUAGCAGCCGGCCAGAAAAAGUUUGUUGUAGUAGCCGUCGACUACUUCACAAAAUGGGUGGAAGCUGAAGCUAUGAGAGGAAUUACCACCAAUGACGUCAAAUAA
This is a messenger RNA of Beta vulgaris subsp. vulgaris (sugar beet), 1284 nucleotides long. RefSeq lists its product as uncharacterized. The record is from RefSeq and is a predicted model, not a curated record. The transcript has a single exon. The coding region runs from base 1 to 1284 and encodes 427 amino acids. Gene Ontology annotation, molecular function: RNA-DNA hybrid ribonuclease activity; nucleic acid binding. NCBI's taxonomy places the organism in Eukaryota, Viridiplantae, Streptophyta, Magnoliopsida, Caryophyllales, Amaranthaceae. Gene Ontology annotation, biological process: DNA integration.